This is a messenger RNA of Thyridium curvatum, 2181 nucleotides long. RefSeq lists its product as uncharacterized. Bases 1 to 2181 code for a protein of 726 amino acids. The transcript has 2 exons. NCBI's taxonomy places the organism in Eukaryota, Fungi, Ascomycota, Sordariomycetes, Thyridiales, Thyridiaceae. The record is from RefSeq and is a predicted model, not a curated record. Gene Ontology annotation, molecular function: protein binding.
AUGACGUCGCCAGUCGAAUAUGUGGCAUCUGCACUCUCAAUAACGGCGUCCGCCAUCAAGACUGUGAGGGGUGUCUAUGAAUUUCUCGGCCGGGUGAGACAGGUUGGCACCGAGAUAGAGUCCUUGCAUACCACAGUGGAAGCAUGGACGAAAAUCCUGGAGACCAUCAACGGUUCUUUAGAGCUGAGGAAGAGAUCCAGGGAACUGGUUCCCUUGGAGGUAGAAUACCUUGACCACAUGGGCAGAGUCAUCAGUAUGUGCGAGAAAGAUGUGAAACUCCUCCAAAAGAAUCUUCCACAGCCAGUAGAGAGUACCUCUAUGUGGAGAAUCAGAGGAAGGGAUUCAAGUUGGCGACAGAAAGCUAUUGCAACACUCAAGAUGUACAUCAAGGAGGACCAGCGCCUCAUUGCUCGCAUUGCUCGUCACAUGCAAUUGCUAUCGGAUCUCAACUUCAUAUGCCCGGGCAGCCUGGCAGGAGAGUCGUUCUUGGCCCAGAAUCGGGACCGACUGGGCAGAUUGCCGCAGAUGUUUUCUGAGAACGACACGCACCCAAGCAGUAGGGCGGCAUCUCCAUCUACUCGGACACAAGACGAGAUGGAAGAGGAAAAGGUCAUCACGGAAUUUGAAGACGCAACAUUUGAAUACACCACAUAUCUAGUCAUCAAGGGUCACGACUUCACACCGCCAAUCGAGCCAACAAUGGAAGAAAUCCAAAUUCAAUUUGAGGCCAAUCAGGCCAUUGUUGGUUAUCUCUUUGACAGUUUGAAACUACCCGGAAACGCAUAUCGGCUCCAUAAGAGGGGCAUAGAGAUCCGGAAGACCAUGGAUGAAAAAUAUGGGAUCAAGCUUGACUUCGAUACUCAUGUGCAGCUCGAUCUCCGUCUUAUCGAAAUCUUGAAGGAUUGCAAAACUUCCGAGUGUUCCAACGAAGCUUACAAAAUCUUGAGGGCAAUGGACGAAAAGAGUUGGGGCGACCAAAGACCACAACGAUUCGAAAUCCGGUUCAGCCUUGCCGAGGUGUGUGGCGAGCGGCAAGAGAUCUCGGAGGCAUGUCGGUUAUUAAGGACACUGUAUACGGAAUACAAGAAGGAACCAAGAUCUUAUCGAACCAAACUCCAACAGGUCGUUCAGCUUAUAGAUCAAGGGUACCGUGGAUCUGGCAAUCUUGAGUCCUCAUAUGCUUGGAGGGUUAUGGUCGAAAGAGAUUUGGGAGUGGACUUUUUCCCAUCUCACAUUCUCUCCCAAGCCCUGGAUUGGUGUAGGACACACGGCUUCGAUGUCAGUGAGGUGCAGCGAGGUGUACCGGUCGAUCAAAUUCGGAAUCACGAAGGAGACUCACCUCUCCAUUACGCAGCUCGCAAUCCGGAUACCGAUAUCGAUAUCCUGGAAGGCCUUCUCUCUAAAACACACAGUCUAGACGGCCGCGACAGGCGGGGGAACACGGUUCUGAUGAUUGCAGCGGAGGGGUCAGGCGAUCUCGCAAUCAAGGUUAUGGGGAUCCUGCUAGCACGCUCGACAGCAGCGGACCUGAUAGCUAGAGGUGGUGUCGACGACGAAACACCGUUACAUCGAUGUCGGGACCCUGAGAUAGCACGUCUCUUACUCCAGAGAGCAAUGCGUCGAGGCAGUUGCGUGUCGACGAACUCUGUUGCAGGCAGCAUCAGCGACAACAAUGCCCUGAACGACAUCCUCAACAAUCAACAUGGCUGCUAUAGAAAAACCCCACUUCACACCGCGUGCCAAUAUGCAAGGACAGACGUGGUCAAGAUUCUGCUUGCAUACGGCGCUGAUCCGAGCCUCCUGGAUGCCGGCAAGCAGAUCCCGCGGGAAAGGCUGCCACCGAGCACUAAUGGGAGAGACAGGUUUCUCAUCACCAAAUGGAUGUUGAGCGCAUAUAUCAUGGCAGGGAAAAGCGAGAGCGACAAGAAGAAACUACUAAGCGAUCAUUAUCUUCGGAACGCUGAUCGUAAAGCCCUUCUAUCCAAACAAUCGCAAAUUCUAACCCUUGAUGCGACGCCGAGUCUGAGAAAUGUUUCCUCCAUUGGGACGUCUAGUCGAAGAUCAAGCGCGACCACAGCAAUCACAUCAUCAAGCUCUCACUCGGACCAGAAGUCUUCGACAGAGGCACCAAGAUUGAGCAUCGCGAUUGAGUCACCGGACAUGCAGUUUCGCUUUCAUUAA